Molecule: messenger RNA, 2031 nt
Organism: Hippocampus comes (tiger tail seahorse)
Lineage: Eukaryota; Metazoa; Chordata; Actinopteri; Syngnathiformes; Syngnathidae
Gene: adrb3a
Product: adrenoceptor beta 3a
Exons: 3
Coding region: 366-1670 (434 amino acids)
Biological process (GO): norepinephrine-epinephrine-mediated vasodilation involved in regulation of systemic arterial blood pressure; adenylate cyclase-activating adrenergic receptor signaling pathway; positive regulation of MAPK cascade
Cellular component (GO): plasma membrane
Molecular function (GO): epinephrine binding; beta3-adrenergic receptor activity
Source: RefSeq, a predicted model, not a curated record
AGGGAACCAAAGAGAGCAGUUGAAAAAAGGUGGGCUCUCACGCUGAUGCACUCGUGUACUUCUUGCUUUGGCUCAACUGUUCUCUUUCAUUUUCAAACUGUCGCAGUUGUCUAUUGUACAGCUAUCUGUGAUGGUUACUCUGAUGUUGUACUUUAUAAGGCAGACUUUUUUUUAAUCCAAAUUUGGACUUUUACCGACUCUGUGAACUUUUAUUGUUUCAGCAUUGAGGGAAAUGUAUUUUUUGUAGAGAACAUGUUGACUCCAUUAAGAGGUCCUCGUUUGUGGAAGCAUGGGAAGCCCGGGCUGAAGUUUGAGUGCGGUCAAACGAUCCUCCUGAGGCGAGAAAUUGUCUGAGUUGGUGAAUAAUGGACGGCAACCUAAGUGCAUCGGCUGCUUUGAGGAACAACACGGCCCCCUACCACCCGGCGGCGGGAUCCUGGCUCCUCCUCGUACUGGUCGCUGUCAUCAUCAUCAUCGUGGUGGGAAACCUGCUGGUCAUCAUCGCUGUAGCUUCUACUUCCCAACUCCAAACGACGACAAACAUUUUCAUCAUGUCACUGGCGUGCGCUGACCUCAUCAUGGGCGUCCUGGUUGUGCCCCUGGGGGCCACCAUUGUGCUGACGGGCAACUGGCAGCUUGACGAAACCUCGUGUGAUUUCUGGACUUCAGUGGAUGUCUUGUGUGUGACGGCGAGCAUAGAAACUCUCUGUGUGAUAGCGGUGGACCGCUACAUAGCAAUUACGAGGCCGCUCCGACACCAAGUUUUACUGUGUAAGUGGCGUGCCAGGGCAAUCGUUUGCUUGGUGUGGCUCGUUUCCGCCUUAAUCUCCUUUGUGCCAAUUAUGAAAGGAUACUGGCGCGCAGACGAUGAAUACGAAGCCAGAAUGUGCUACGAUGACCCUGCUUGCUGUGACUUUGUCACCAACCGGGCUUAUGCCAUCGUAUCUUCCACAGUGUCUUUUUACAUUCCUCUCUUUAUCAUGAUCUUUGUGUAUGCAAAGGUCUUCUUAAUAGCAAGACGGCAGGUGCAGCUCAUUGAUAAAAGCAGAACGCGUUUCAAGCAUGAAUGUACAACAAUGCAAAUGGACAAUCCAGCCCUCCAGUCGGUGUGCAUGAACCAGGGUAUGUGCAACAGUGGAACGGGGCGGAAAGGCGUCAAGCGAAGACCAUCGCGGUUAUUGCUUGUUAAAGAACACAAGGCCCUAAAAACUUUGGGGAUCAUCAUGGGGACAUUUACGAUAUGCUGGUUGCCGUUUUUUGUUGCCAACAUCAUCAACGCUUUUGACCGGAGCGUUCCGUCGGAGAGGAUCUUCAGACUCUUAAACUGGCUGGGUUAUGUCAACUCUGGCCUCAACCCCAUCAUCUACUGCCGGAGCCCGGAGUUCCGCGCUGCCUUCAAGAACCUUCUGGGCUGUCCAUGGCUGUCCACUCUGUGGCUCAACACAUUCUAUAAAGAAGUGCAGACACGCUGCUCCUGUUUUCAAUGGCGGGCUGAGUCGGGCCUGGCAGGUUCUUUCCAGAAAACUCCAACUGGUAGCGUGGCCAGUACUCGAGGGAACAAGAGUGAAGAGGCUUCCCCAGUUACUCUCCAGUCCAACGGCAGCACACAGUUCAAUGACGUAUCACAACGAGACGCCAGAUUCUUCACAUUGCAGGAAAAGGAAGGAUGAAGACGACCACGCGUCAUACUACUGAAGCCAUUACUGUGAAUCCCAGCAGCCACUGAGGAGCUUCGGCAGUGGAUCGCGAGCUCCAGCACUAAAGUGGCGGGACUGACUCAUGAGAAAACGAUUUGCUAUGGCUGCUCCCAUGCAGCGUCAUCAGCAUGAAACUUUACACUGACCGAAUUUGAAUAUGUACUUACAAAUCAUGAUUUACAUACAAACUGAUAGGCUUCUGCUUGUGGUUUCAAAUUGUAAAAAAAAAAAUAAUAAUAAUACAAAUAGCACAAUAUGAUAUAAUAAUUUAUCUAUUUAUGAUACACAGAAUCUUACGCAAAAUAUGCUGCCUAAUAAACUCUUUUCACAGUCA